Messenger RNA from Metopolophium dirhodum (rose-grain aphid), 414 nucleotides. RefSeq lists its product as uncharacterized. Lineage: Eukaryota; Metazoa; Arthropoda; Insecta; Hemiptera; Aphididae. The annotation marks the transcript as partial. The transcript has 2 exons. The record is from RefSeq and is a predicted model, not a curated record.
AUGAUGAAACUUUCGAAAGAAAAGUUUGCUCAACUUGAAAUAGACACAAAUGUACUUGUAACUGUGGCGGACGUUGGUAGAGCUCGUGGUUCUCCACGAAAUAUACUAGCAGUUGUCACCCAACUUGAACACGACUUAUACAAACUCUGUACUGAACAUGGUUUUCUUAAAUACAAUUACACACGCCAAGAAAUAGCUGCUUGCGAAGAAAAUCUAUUAGAUAUGGACAAUGUGAUAAAAUUAUUAGGUGGUAGACAGUUAACACUGAGGGAAGCAGCUAGUAAUAGUUCGGUUGCGGACCCUCAAGGGUACCAGCGUUGCCAUUGCAAAACUGGUUGCAAUAAUAAGCGUUGUGCCUGCCAUGGGGCUGAAAUAUUAUGCAAUAGUAAAUGUCAUGGGAGUACAGCUUGUAAA